Molecule: messenger RNA, 1236 nt
Organism: Sinocyclocheilus grahami
Lineage: Eukaryota; Metazoa; Chordata; Actinopteri; Cypriniformes; Cyprinidae
Product: transmembrane protein 221-like
Exons: 3
Coding region: 292-1161 (289 amino acids)
Source: RefSeq, a predicted model, not a curated record
AUUGCUUGGGCGAAUAAAUCCAAAUAAAAACUCCAUUGUUGCAUGAAAAAAGUUUUUAAUCUGGGGAUUUAAAGUGGAUCACAUGCUCUGACUGAACAACAGCGGCACGAGAGCACGCGCAUUCCACAGCAGCCACUCAAGCAUCGUUUGUUUUCCUUGUCAAGAAACCCGCAAACAGAAAACAUACUGGGAAGAUAUCGAGGAAAAGUGGAAAAACACCAUUUUUGAUGGACUUUCGCAGAUUUGGCGGUUUGUUUACAUAGUAAAUCGGGCAUUUAUUCACUGUCGGACAUGACGCAUUCCUACAGUCAGCGUUCUCUCGUGGUACUCGCGGUUUUAGGGAUUUUGUCCGCAAUAAUGUCCGUGUUGUCCGUCAUUUUGAUCUUCCAGCUCCAAACGCAACAGGCUGUUCUAAAGGAUUCGCCUACUUUAGGGUCGAGUGAGAUCACAGCUGUGUUAAUGGCCGUUUCCACGGUCCUCUCAGCCUUAUCUCUGACGCUCAACUUGAGCUCAGUUGUUGUGUGUUUGCUUCACAGCUAUUUCGCUACUGAAAUAUGCCGAGGAGAACCAGAUACACAAAGGGCCGACUGGUUUUUAUCGGAUAACAGGGUUGUUCGGCAUGUAACCAUUGGACUGUUUUGCCUUGGAGUUUCAGUUUACUUAGCUGCCAUGUCUAUUUACAUGUUAUUGAUGUUUGAAGUUGAGACGGGCAUAGCCAGCGUGUGCGUGCUUUCCUCUGGUGUUCUCAUCCUGCUACUUAUCGUUAUUCACUCCCUAAUACGGGCCGCACAUACAGCCAAACACUUCCACAAUGAACAUGCCCACACCAUGUACCACAGCAACCCUGAAAACAUCGCUGGAAUCCGUACGUCGAACCUAAGCAUUGUGGAAAAGUCACAGAGGCAGCACAGUUUAGCCAACCUGCACAGCCAUUUCAUCAACCCUGCUCACAUCGAUCCUAACUCACAGUACUGGGCAUCUAUUGGCCCUCGCAGCGAUAAGGACGACUACAGUGGCGGUGGGAGUGGACGGACGCACCGGACACUUUCGACAGAGUCCGGCCUGUUUCAAGCACAGGCCAAACCCUGGAACGGGGUCAACAGCGAGAUGAGAUCUGUAUUUGCUAGAAAAGCCACGAUCAAGGAUUCAACUUUAGUAUGAAUGGUAUCAUAUCUAGUUUGAUGUUAAGAUGGGCAUUAAAUAAUACAAUAUGUACUGUCAUUUAUAUAUGUGACC